This is a messenger RNA of Peromyscus maniculatus bairdii (prairie deer mouse), 1912 nucleotides long. Lineage: Eukaryota; Metazoa; Chordata; Mammalia; Rodentia; Cricetidae. The record is from RefSeq and is a predicted model, not a curated record.
GUUCAAGUUGAAGAACUACCAGUGUUCUUUGGCCUUCAUAUUUGCCAUUGAGGAGAUCAACAGGAACCCUCAUCUUUUACCCAACACAUCUCUAGGAUUUGAUCUCUAUUAUGUUGAUCACUAUGAAUGGGAUUUUCUCAGGGAAGCUUUUCAUUGGCUCACAGGAAUGGGAAUCAAAAUUCCCAAUUACACAUGUAGAAGGGAGAACAAAGCUGCUGCUCUACUUACGGGAACAUCACAAGAAACAACUAGCCAUAUUGGGAGACUGCUAAAUCUCUACAGAUAUCCACAGCUUAGUUUUGGGCCAUUUGACACUAUCCUGAGUGAUGGAGGCCAGCUUUCUUCUCUCUACCAGACAGCUUCAAAGGACACAUCUCUGACAUUUGGCAUUGUCUCUUUGAUGCUUCAUUUCAGCUGGACCUGGGUGGGGUUGUUCCUCAUGGAUAACCAUAAAGGACUUCAGAUUCUAUCAGAUUUUAUGAAAGAGUUUCAAAGGAAUAACAUGUGUGUAGCUUUUGUGAAAAUGAUGUCAAAAAGUUUGAUUGACUUUCAAUAUGCAUACAAAGAAACUUCUCACUUGCUCUUAAUAUCAUCUGCAAAUGUGGUUAUCAUUUAUGAUGAUAUGGAAUUUCUUCUCCCUUUUCUCAAGCAAAUCAAUUUCACAAAUAGUGUUGGACACCAUGUGGUUUUAGAUUCACAAAUGAAAUUAGAGGAAAAGUAUGAUAUUUUCAAUGUCUGGAAUUUUCCAACUGGUCUCAGACAAAAUAUGAAAGUUGGAACAUUUUCUCCAAAAGCUCCGCAGAGUCAACAACUGUUUCUGUCUGAUCAUAUGAUACAGUGGGCCACAGGAUUUACAGAGCUUCCUCGCUCUGUGUGCAGUGAGAGCUGUGUUCCUGGAUUCAGGAAAUCCCCCCAGGAGGGCAAGGCUGUCUGCUGCUAUAAUUGCACUCCUUGUCCAGAUAAUGAGAUUUCCAAUGAGACAGGUAAGUAUAAUUGCGUGAAGUGUCCUGAUAGACACUAUGCAAACACACAACAGAACCACUGCAUCAAGAAAGCCAUGACAUUUCUGUCCUAUGAAGACCCCUUAGGAAUGGCACUCUCCUGCAUGGCCCUGGGCUGCUUUCUACUGACAGUGGGGGUUCUCAGUGUCUUUGUGAAGCACCACAACACUCCCAUUGUCAAGGCCAACAAUCAGGCUCUCACUUAUAUCCUGCUCAUCUCUCUGACAUUCUGUUUUCUCUGUCCAUUGCUCUUUAUUGGCCAUCCCAACACAGCCACCUGUAUCCUGCAGCAGAUCACAUUUGUGGUUCUAUUCACAGUGGCUCUCUCCACUGUCUUCGCAAAAACUCUUACUGUGGUUCUGGCUUUCAAGGUCACCAUUCCAGGGAGAAUGAUGAGGUGGCUGAUGAUAUCAAGGGCCCCCAACUUCAUCAUUCCCAUCUGCACCCUCCUCCAGCUUGUACUCUGUGGAGUUUGGCUGAGCACCUCUCCUCCAUUUGUUGACUCAGAUGCUCACUCUGAACAUGGGUUCAUCAUCAUUGUUUGCAACAAGGGCUCAAUUGUUGCCUUCCACUGUGUCCUGGGAUACCUCUGCCUCUUGGCUCUUGGCAGCUACACUAUGGCCUACCUCUCCAUGAACCUACCUGACACAUUCAAUGAAGCCAAGUUCUUGACAUUUAGCAUGCUGGUGUUCUUUAGUGUGUGGAUCACAUUCCUUCCUGUGUAUCAUAGCACCAAGGGGAAGGUCAUGGUGACCAUGGAAAUCUUUGCUAUCUUGGCUUCCAGUGCAGGCCUCCUGGGCUGCAUCUUUGCCCCCAAAUGCUACAUUAUUUUGUUAAGACCAGAUAAGAACUCACUGCAUUGCAUCAAGAACAAGGCACUUUCUAAGAGAAAAUUCCAACCUAUAGCGUAA